UGGCGUCUGCCGAUUGUCGCCCCACGUGGCCCGCUGGGAGCCGGAAGUGCCGCUAAGGCACGGCGGGAGGCAUACCGGCUCUGAUUUUCCCCGAGCGAGAGCACCUCUUAGCGUGUGCAGAGCGCCUCCUUAGAUCCCGGCGCUCCCAGAGAGGGGCGGGGCACCCUCGCCACAGAGUUCUUCCGUCUUCCUCCCGGCGGCCUCCCCCGGUUCUUGACUUCCUGGUCGGUAGCAGCUUCUGCCUGGUGGGUCCUGGGGAGGGUCGGUGCCUGUUGCGACGAGGCUCUUAGCGGGGAUGCUCGGCCGGGCAGGGGAGGCAGGAGGAGCCCGCCUCGUGCUGCGGCAGGUCUGGGACUGCUGGACGGGCUCUCUCUCGCUGCCCGCACCACAAUCCCCGGCGGCGGCUGGGAGUCGGAGCCCCGCGCCCUCCGGAGGUCCCCGGUAGGGAGUAAGGCAGAUCUCGCCGCCCCAAAGGAUGUGGACCGCCGACGAGGUGGCCGCCCUGUGCUACAGCCACUACGAGGCCCGGCUGCCUAAGCAAGGGAAGCCGGCGGCUGGUCGAGAGUGGACUCUGCUGGCGGCAGUGCUGCAGGUGGAGAGCGCAGAAAUAAAGGCGAUUGUUGCCAUGGGAACUGGAACGAAAUGCAUUGGGCAGUCAGAAAUGAGGAAGACUGGAGACAUCCUCAAUGACAGUCAUGCCGAAGUGGUGGCCAAGAGGAGCUUCCAGAGGUACCUGCUUCACCAGCUGUGGCUGGCAGCUGUGUGCCAAGAGCCCAGCAUCUUCCAUCCAGGAAUGGAGGAAGGGAAGUGGAUUCUCAAACCACACAUCACCUUUAUUUUUUUCUCCAGCCACACACCUUGUGGGGAUGCUUCAAUUAUCCCAGUCUUGGAAGUGGAAGCACAGCCUUGCCAGCCCCUGAAGCCAUCAAAGGCAGCUAAGAGGGGCAUCAGUGACUGUGGGCCUCUGGCAGCUGAAAGGAAGUCUGAAGAGACGGCAGCUGACCAUUUUCCCAAGAGACAAAAAGUCUCUGGUGCUGAGCUCCCUGCCGAGGACCGUGUAGGAAUCAAAGUGGUGGAUGUCCACAGGACUGGGGCCAAGUGUGUCCCAGGAGAGGCAGGGGAUUCCCAGCGGCCAGGUGGCGACUACCACACUGUGGGGCUUCUACGGAUCAAGCCAGGCCGUGGGGCCCAGACAGCCUCCAUGUCUUGCAGCGAUAAGCUGUUGCGCUGGAAUGUCCUUGGCUGCCAGGGAGCCCUCCUGAUGCAUUUCCUCCAGCAGCCCAUCUACUUUUCAGCCAUGGUUGUGGGCCGUUGUCCCUACAGCCAGGAGGCCCUGCAAAGGGCCAUCGUUGCAAGGGGUCUGCCUGUUUUGUGUUUGCCGGAUGGCUUCCGAGUUCAGGAGGUGGAAAUCCUGCAGUCCCAGAUGGGCUUCAUCCACAGCCGUGAAGCAGUCCAAGCCAACCAUGCUCUGCGCCAAGGGAAGCUGGUGCCCUGCGGGGCAGCUAUCAGCUGGAGUGCUGUUCUGGAGAACCCACUCGAUGUCACUUCACAUGGCUUCAAGCAGGGGUCAACCAAGAAAGUUAUUGGAAGCCCAAAGUCCAGGUCUCAAAUCUGCAAGGUGGAACUCUUUCAUGCAUUCCUGAAGCUGGUGGCCAGCAUUCCACAGGAAAAACUGCCAAAAACUCUCAGAGAGAAGAAAUUAAAGACUUACUGGGAGUAUAAGGAAGCCGCUGCCAGUUACCAAGAAGCCUGGAAAGCACUGCACAGCCAAGCUUUGGGCUGCUGGGUGAGAAACAGUCGUGAUUACCUGCACUUCACGUGAGAGGAGGAAGUUGCACUGUGACCCCUGGCUCAGAGCCAAGACUGCCUCACCUAGGGGGUGGGAUGCUACUGGUCCCUCCUGUGACUGACAGGCAUAGAGCUGCAAUGAUUGAAACUUGAAAGAUAAAUAUUCUUGAAACUUAUUUUUAAACCACCACGACUGCUACAUACUUAGCCACCACCACCUUUUACAUUUUAACAAAAGGGCAUACAGUGGUACCUCGGGUUACAUAUGCUUCAGGUUACAGACUCCGCAAACCCAGAAAUAGUACCUCGGGUUAAGAACUUUGCUUCAGGAUGAGAACAGAAAUUGCGUGGCAGUGGCGGUGCAGCAGCAGCGGGAGGCCCCAUUAGUUAAAGUGGCACUUCAGGUUAAGAUCAGUUUCAGGUUAAGAACGGACCUCCGGAACGAAUUAAGUACUUAACCCGAGGUAUCACUGUACUAAAACAAGGUAGCAGCCCAUGAACCCUGUUACUUAAUUGUCGCAGCAUGGUCUUUUCUGUUUUUGUCUUUCUGUAACUUGGGUGUGAUUGAGGUUAUUAAGUCAGGCUGAGAUUGCAAACAGUUCUUUGCAAAUCGAUUGUUAAUUAACUGUAGUAGACAAAAAGUGGGAUCGCCAAUUGUGUAAUGUUUGCAGUUCUGGUGCUCGAUAUGAAUAAUUUUAAUUGUAUACUCAUUUUAAGAAGUUAUUAUUUAGGCUUUUGUUGACAGAAGUUUUAGAAACUUAUUAAGUACAGUAAGCCUGCAACUUAUGCACAUUUAACUUGUGUGCAUUCAGCUUUAUGCACUUUGCAAUUAAAAAAAAAACUUUGGCAAUCCCACCCACUGUUGCACCCAAUGUGUUUUGAUUGUACAGGAUUUUUGGCUUUAGGUGUGAUUCCUGGAACGUAACCCCAGCAUAGAUUGCGGUCUUACUGUACAGGACAGAUUGAAAAGUGACUCUUGCAUGCUGGUUAUUUGAACUGGUU
Molecule: messenger RNA, 2790 nt
Organism: Podarcis raffonei (Aeolian wall lizard)
Lineage: Eukaryota; Metazoa; Chordata; Lepidosauria; Squamata; Lacertidae
Gene: ADAT1
Product: adenosine deaminase tRNA specific 1
Exons: 9
Coding region: 476-1822 (448 amino acids)
Biological process (GO): RNA processing
Molecular function (GO): adenosine deaminase activity; RNA binding
Source: RefSeq, a predicted model, not a curated record